This is a messenger RNA of Camellia sinensis, 615 nucleotides long. The record is from RefSeq and is a predicted model, not a curated record. Lineage: Eukaryota; Viridiplantae; Streptophyta; Magnoliopsida; Ericales; Theaceae.
CAGCAAGUCUAAAGCAAACACACAAGCUUCACAUUUUUCACCAGCAAAGCUUUCACUUGUUGUGCAAGUCCUCCAUUCAUUUUUCUUCUUGUUGAGGAAGAUAUACCCAAUUCAAAACAAUGGCUAUUCGUAUGCCUCAUAUAAUUCAUGCUAAACAAGUCCUUCGACGGUCUUUAUCACCGAAAGCAAACCAAGCAGCCUCAGCAGCAGUUGAUGUUCCCAAGGGUCAUUUUGCAGUUUAUGUUGGAGAGAGCGAAAAGAAGAGAUUUGUAAUUCCGAUAUCAUACUUAAACCAACCUUCAUUCCAAGACUUGUUAAGUCAAGCUGAGGAAGAAUUUGGAUUUGAUCAUCCAAUGGGUGGUCUCACCAUUCCCUGCAGAGAAGACGUCUUCAUUAAUCUCACUUCUCGAUUGGGUAGAUCAUGAUUCAUGAUAGAACAAGUGCUAAGAUAUGUCAGCAAACACAAUUUGUAAAGCAGUAAUUAUGAUUUCUAUGUACAAAUUUUCUUUCUUUUCCUUUCAUCCAUUGAGGACGAGAGAAAAUGUCAUCGGAAUGUUACGAAGACAUUAAUGGAAUUCUCCCACAUUUAAAUGCAAAAGCUUCAUUUCAUUGAUA